AUGGCUGCAGAAAUCCCAGCAGCCUCUCUGGGUCUCCAGCUCCAGUGGGCAGCAGAGGCCGGUGCGGAGACAGGAAUUAAAAUGGAGCAGGCAGAAUUGGCAAGGCUGGCACCAGAGAUGGCACCGGAAGGGACUGUCUGCCUUGGGGGCACAGAGGGACUGCGUCCGAGCUGGACGGAGCCACAGCGUAUCAAAGAGGAGCCGGAAGAGGAGCUCUCGUCCCGGCAAUGGGAAGCCCAGUGGCAGGAAUUCCUCCGGACUGUGCAGGCCCCACACUCUGGGGGAGAAGGAAGCCCACAACUCUCAGGAGAUGGGGCAUGGGGCGAGGUGAAGCCUUCUGGGUCCUCCUUUGAGGGAGCAGCUGUUCCCAGGCAGUGGGCUGAAGCAGCAAAGAACAGGACCAGUCUCCCUUCCAGACCAGACGCUGCCAGGCAGGGAAACAUCAGGCAAGCGAAGGAAAUCAAGACGGAGGACGUCAGCAGCUCUGAGGCUCAUCGCCAGCUCUUCCGGCAGCUCUGCUACCAGGAUGCCCAGGGCCCUCGCGAGGUUUACGGGCUCCUGAGGGAGCUUUGCCAUCAGUGGCUGAGGCCAGAGAAGCACACCAAGGAGCAGAUCCUGGACCUAGUGAUCCUGGAGCAGUUCCUGGCUGUCCUGCCCUCGGGAAUGGGGAGCUGGGUGAAGGAGCGAGGCUCAGAGGGCUGCGUCCAGGCCCUGGCCCUGGCAGAGGAAUUCCUCCUCAGGCACCAGGAGGCGGAGAAAGCGGGAGGGCAGGUGAGAGAAGCAUUUGGGGGUCCAGAGUCAACAAAGGGGUUAAAGAAGUGGCCAUUUUGCUUAAGAACAUGACUCCUCGAUCACCCAAUGAACAGCCGUGGCUCUCCGAAGUUUCAUGCAAGGAAUACUCCAAGCUAUACAUGCCGAGAAGUGAACGUGUUCUCUCUUGCUCUGCAGGGGCUGAAUAGGAAAAAUGUUUUCUCCUUCUCUUUCAGGGACUGAGGACCAUUGCAGAGGCGGCUGCUUGUGUCACCGAAGGAGAAAAGCAGGAAAACAGGGUGACUUCAGGUAAAAGUUUACAGGAAAAUGGGAUCAAAAUAUCUGUGUGUCAGAUAGGGCUGGGCGAUAUCUGGUUUUCAACAUUGCAAUACAACCUGGUAUACCAAUAUAUCACAAUAUAUCACAAUGUCUGAAAGUAUUGCAGGAGGCAUGGUCACUUGAGAAAAAAUUUUCUCUAUCUGUUUUCUCCAUGCCCAGAGUGGCUAGAGAAACCCAGGCAGAUGGAUGGAUUAUUAUUAUUAUUAUUAUUCCAUUCAUAAUUUGAUAGACUUCUCUUGUGUCGCCUUUUACUUGAUUUUUUCCCCAAACCCUUGUGGGAGAAAAUUUGUUUUGGGGUUCAACACAGCUCACACCAAAUUCACAAUUAGACUUAAUGUGGUAAUCCAUUAGAAGGCAGAGUCCAGAGAGUCUGUGAUUGCUCUCAAACUGUAUAGGAAAAUGCACAUCACCUUGGCUGUUUCUGACGGAUUGGAUCCUAAAAUUCCUAGGCACUUCGUCAGCUGAUGUCCCAGAAGCGUGUACAGUGGUACCUCGGUUUACUAACUUAAUCCGUUCCAGAAGUCUGUUCUUAAACUGAAACUGUUCUUAAACCGAGGUGCACUUUCCCUAAUGAGGCCUCCUGCCACCAGAGCUCUUCCACCAAUCGGAUUAGUCUGAUUAGACUGAGGUAAAGUUCUCAAACCAAAACACUAUUUCCAGUUUUGCGGAGUUUGUAAACCAAAUCGUUCUUAAACCGGACUGUUCUUAAACCAAGGUACCACUGUUUUUGGAAUGGAGGCGUCGUGUAGUAAUAAUACACACAGAGUCAAAGGUCCAUCACUAAAAGAAAAACUUUUACUAAAGACAAAAAGGCUUUAUUACAACAAAAAACAACAACUGCAGAGUAAAAACUGCAAACGUGCAAGGUACAAACAAAAGUAAGAGAGAGAGAGAGAGAAGCUUGCUGAGCACACAAAUUUAUCUCUCCUGGCUCAGCGUGACCUUGAGAUAGUCAAAACAAUAUUUGCAACAGAAAUGAACCUUCUAGAAUGAACUAGAAUCUUCCAGCAUUUUCCAGUUUCUUCCCUCAAAGAUUUUAGCCAUGAUAGUUUCAUCCUCUGGCCAAGCACCUCAUUGUCCCAACCUCUAUAAUCCACCUGCACUCCUUAGAAACACUUACUCAAACCACUUUUUUGCAGUAUGUGCAGACCCUUUCUCGUACCUUAUCUGCAGUUGUCUUUAACUCUAGCCUCAUAAUGGGUUUAAUAGGAUUUCUACCUCACGCUGCAACCUUUUCUCAUGGGAAGUUGCUCCUGUUCCGUUAAUUGAGGCUCGUAUCUCCCUCUCCUCUUGCAGGUGUUGGCGGAGAAAGCGAUCAAGAUGGCAAAACGCUGAAAGGGGAAACUGAGGCAAAGCAGGCAUGGAGGACAAAACUUGUUGCUCCUGAAGGCGACAAUGUGCAUGAAGUUCAGAUCAAAGAAGAAUAUUGCGUUGGAAACGACAGGACUGAAUUCCCUCUAUGUGCAAAAAACUUAGCUAGUAGGUCACGCCUUAGAACAGACAGGAGAAUGCACGCUGGGGAGAAACCGUUUAAAUGCGCCGACUGUGGGGAGAACUUCAGUAGCCGGAAAAGCUACGUUAUCCACCAAAGAAUCCACACAGGGGAGAAACCUUAUAAAUGCUCGGACUGUGGAAAGAGCUUCAGGCAAAGGAUACAGCUUACCAUUCAUCAGAGAAUACACACAAGCGAAAAACCCUUUACGUGCUCAGAGUGCGGAAAGAACUUCCGAUGCAGCUCAAACCUCAUUUCCCAUAGGCGAAUACACACGGCGGAAAAACUCUUCCGAUGUUCGGCGUGCGGAAAGAGCUUCAACCGGAGCAAAAGUCUGACGUUGCAUCAGAAAAUCCACAUGGGGGUAAAACCCUUCAAAUGCUCAGAGUGCGGGAAGAUCUUUAGCAGGAGCAAAAGUCUUAACUCGCAUCUAAGGGUCCAUAUGGGGGAGAAGCCAUAUACAUGUUCGGAGUGUGGGAAAAGCUUCAGUAGGAGGACUAGCCUUACUCUGCAUCAGAGAAGCCACACGGGGGAGAAGCCGUACAUGUGCAUCCUGUGUGGAAAGAGGUUCAGCAGGAGCUCGAACCUUCGGUCUCAUAAGAAAAUCCACACAGAGGGGAAACCGUAUAAGUGUCUGCAGUGUGGAAAGAGCUACCGUCACAGCAUCACCCUUGGUAUUCAUCAGAGAAGCCACACAGGAGAGGAACCUUAUAUGUGCCCAGUGUGUGGGAAGAGAUUCGGUCAUAAGCAUCACCUUACUUCACAUCAGAAAAUACACACAGGCGAGAAGCCAUUUGCCUGUUCCCUGUGCGGAAGGAGCUUCAGCCACAACAUCAGUCUUAAGAGACAUCAGAGAAUCCACACAGGGGAGAAGCCGUAUAAGUGCUCGGAGUGCGGGAAGGACUUCAGUCGAAGCACCAAUCUUAGGUCCCACCAGAGAAUCCACACGGGGGAGAAACCGUACACCUGCUCCGAGUGCGGAAAGAGCUUCAGUCGGAACACCAGCCUCACUUACCAUCAGAGAAUCCACACGGGGGAGAAACCCUAUAAAUGCCCGGAGUGCGGAAAGAGCUUCAGUCGGAAAACGGGUCUUACGUCUCACCAGGAAACCCACAAAGGGAGGAACUGUAUCGGUGCUCGGAGCGUGGAAAGAGUUUCGACAGUCACACACCCUUUAACUAACGCGAAAGAAACUGUGGAAGGGAAAAUGGAGUGA
This is a messenger RNA of Podarcis lilfordi (Lilford's wall lizard), 3797 nucleotides long. NCBI's taxonomy places the organism in Eukaryota, Metazoa, Chordata, Lepidosauria, Squamata, Lacertidae. The record is from the annotation of a GenBank genome assembly.